This is a messenger RNA of Lacerta agilis (Sand lizard), 2392 nucleotides long. It is a transcript of the gene PAX2, whose product is annotated as paired box 2. The transcript is spliced from 10 exons. The coding region runs from base 509 to 1693 and encodes 394 amino acids. Gene Ontology annotation, molecular function: RNA polymerase II cis-regulatory region sequence-specific DNA binding; DNA-binding transcription factor activity, RNA polymerase II-specific. NCBI's taxonomy places the organism in Eukaryota, Metazoa, Chordata, Lepidosauria, Squamata, Lacertidae. The record is from RefSeq and is a predicted model, not a curated record. Gene Ontology annotation, biological process: regulation of transcription by RNA polymerase II; anatomical structure development.
AACCCGGAGCAGCAGAGUCAGAAGCAGAUCCUCGACGGCGGAGAGAAGAAGCGCCUGCCUGGGUGAGCGACCGGCCCAUCGCUCCCGGAUUUGCCGCCGUGCCGUCGAACGAACUUGGCAGAAGCGAACUCAGCGGCGCCGGCGAUUUGGAGAGCCGAGCGCGACGCUGCUGCGCUGCGCCGGCCCGACGGGGCCCCCGCCAUGCCGUGCACCUGUCCUUGCUCCGGGCGGGGAUCGUGAGCGCCGCCGAGGAAGGAAAGUUCCCUUGGCCCUCCGUCGGCCCAGGACCGGCAGCGAGGGAAGAAGGGCGACCCGGGGGGCGGCGCUGCCGCCGCUUCUGCUUCUCCAUCUUCUGCUCCUUGUCCAGGCCGUCGCCCGGCUCCCCGUUGGCGCGCCGAGCCGGCUCCCCGUCCGCUCCUCCGGCCCGAUUCUCCCCCAAGUGCCGAAGUUGACUCUGUGCGGCGACACGGCGGCGUCAGCCGACUUCUUCCCCUUCCUCUGCCUCCCCAUGGAUAUGCACUGCAAGGCAGACCCCUUCUCCGCGAUGCACCCAGGGCACGGGGGUGUCAACCAGCUCGGGGGGGUGUUUGUGAACGGCAGGCCCCUUCCGGACGUGGUGAGGCAAAGGAUCGUGGAGCUGGCUCACCAGGGGGUGCGACCCUGCGACAUCUCCCGGCAGCUGCGGGUCAGCCACGGCUGCGUCAGCAAGAUCCUGGGCAGGUACUACGAGACGGGGAGCAUCAAGCCUGGCGUGAUCGGAGGCUCUAAGCCCAAAGUGGCGACCCCCAAAGUAGUGGAUAAAAUCGCCGAGUACAAGAGGCAAAACCCCACCAUGUUCGCUUGGGAGAUCCGGGACCGGCUACUGGCCGAGGGCAUCUGCGACAACGACACCGUCCCCAGCGUGUCCUCCAUCAACCGGAUCAUCCGAACCAAAGUGCAGCAGCCAUUCCACCCAACACCAGAUGGGAGUGCGACUGGAGUCACUGCACCUGGACAUACUAUAGUUCCCAGUACGGCCUCCCCUCCCGUCUCCAGUGCCUCCAAUGAUCCGGUGGGCUCCUACUCCAUUAAUGGGAUUCUGGGGAUUCCUCGGUCGAAUGGAGAGAAGAGAAAACGUGACGAAGAAGUAUCCGAGGGCUCAGUCCCCAACGGCGAUUCCCAGAGCAGUGUGGAUAGUUUGCGGAAGCACCUUCGCGCCGACACUUUCACGCAGCAGCAGCUGGAAGCUUUAGAUCGAGUCUUCGAGCGUCCUUCUUACCCCGAUGUCUUUCAGGCAUCAGAGCACAUCAAAUCUGAGCAGGGUAAUGAGUACUCCCUCCCAGCUCUGACCCCUGGUCUUGAUGAAGUCAAGUCAAGUCUAUCCAGCUCUGCUAACCCAGACCUGGGGAACAACGUGUCAGGACCCCAGACAUACCCUGUAGUGACUGGUCGUGACAUGGCAAGCACAACCCUGCCUGGCUACCCACCCCAUGUUCCACCCACCGGACAGGGCAGCUACCCAACCUCAACUCUUGCAGGAAUGGUGCCUGGGAGUGAAUUCUCAGGAAAUCCUUACAGCCACCCUCAGUACACAACCUACAAUGAGGCCUGGAGGUUCAGCAACCCUGCGUUACUAAGUUCCCCUUAUUAUUAUAGUGCCACAUCCCGGGGCUCCGCACCUCCCACUGCUGCCGCUGCCUAUGACCGCCACUAGUUACCAUGGAAACCACAUGAAACUGCAGGGUGACAGCCUAGGCCUCCAUAUUGUACCUGUCUGAUGAACAUUCUGCGCCACUCGGAAGGAUGAAGAAAACUUUCUCCGUGUCCCUCGCCUGCCCCUUUCGCCCCCUCCGCCCUCUUUCAGACUGCAGAAACGUACUGGAAUACCGCACAUUUGAGAACUUCGUGCCCCCUUGUAACCCAACCAAGCUACUUCACUGGAUUGAUGGCAAAAGCAGGCCUGCGGCCAGGGCCUCCUGCUCCUGUUGCUAUUGCCACUGCAGUACUUCAGACCACCCCACACAAAUUGUUCCUCGGUUCUCUAGCCUUCCAUGCGAGGCUUCCCAAACCUCUUAAGCGUGAGGGGAAUCUGAGCAAUAUAUAUAGCCUGCACUGUCUUCUUUUGGGAGUGGUAUGGACAGAAGGUAACAAAGGAGAGAAUGCUGCGUACAACUCGUUGUUCUCCCACAAGAGAUCAUCUGUGAGAAACACCUCCGCCUGAUAAGCGACGGUUUCCAAGAAGCCAGAGGGAACCAACUGGCUGGGUCUAGCAAAGGGGGAAAAGACCUGUGUCAUCCUCUCUGUGUGUCCGGCAAGGGUUGUUUUGUGUGACCCAUUUCCCUCCCAUUUCCUCCAUAGGUUGGUUGAAUAAGGCCUUUGCUUUCCUUACCGUUCCAUCCGAAGAACGACUGCG